GGCGCGGCCCCGGCGGCGGGAGCCCCGCUCGGGGCGGCGGGACCGGGCCCGGAGCUGCCAUGGCCCACGGGCGCUCGCGGAAGCGCUCGCGGAGCCGGAGCAGAAGCGGCUCCCGGAGCAGGCAGGAGAGGAAGGAGAAGAAAAGGAGGAAGAGCAGCAAGGACUCGCAGCAGGGCAGCAGCUCUCCACUGAGGAAGAGGAUCUCUGGCUCUCAUGGACACAGCUCCAGCCUGGCAGCGGCCAGGGAAGAGAAGAAGAAGGAAGGAAAGGACAAAAAGAAGAGGAAGGCCAGUACCUCUUCCUCUGGGACGUCUUCGUCCACUAGCUCUUCCUCAUCUUCCUCUUCCUCCAGCUCCUCUUCUGAUGACUCCAGUGACAGCGACUCCAAAGUGAAGAAGAGUCAAGAUAGCAAAAAAAAGCGAGUGAAACAGAAAGACAAAAAGAAGAGGAAGAAGAAGAAGAAAAAAAUAAAGAAGAAAUCAAAGAAGAAGGCAAAGGAGAAGGCUAAGGAGGAGAAAGCCAAGGGAGAAGAGGUGCCUGGCCCCUCGCUGGAGCAGUGGCAGAAGGAGUCAGUGGUGGACUCUGGGCCAGCUCUGACAGACGAGCAGAAGUCCCGGAUCCAGGCCAUGAAGCCAAUGACAAAGGAGGAGUGGGAUGCGAGGCAGAGCGUCAUCAGGAGAGUGCUGGAUCCUGAGACAGGGAGAACCAGGCUCAUUAAGGGGGACGGGGAAGUCCUGGAAGAAAUCGUCAGCAAGGAGAGACACAAGGAGAUUAACAAGCAAGCCACCCGUGGGGAUGGGCUGGCCUUCCAGGUGAGGACAGGGAUGCUGCAGUGAGGGCAGGCCCCAGCCAGCCCUGGAGCCCGUCCUGUG
Molecule: messenger RNA, 872 nt
Organism: Melospiza georgiana
Lineage: Eukaryota; Metazoa; Chordata; Aves; Passeriformes; Passerellidae
Gene: ARL6IP4
Product: ADP ribosylation factor like GTPase 6 interacting protein 4
Exons: 6
Coding region: 60-836 (258 amino acids)
Source: RefSeq, a predicted model, not a curated record